This is a messenger RNA of Durusdinium trenchii, 717 nucleotides long. The record is from the annotation of a GenBank genome assembly. NCBI's taxonomy places the organism in Eukaryota, Dinophyceae, Suessiales, Symbiodiniaceae.
AUGACUAGGCGCCCGCUUUUCCUUUUGCUUUUCCUCCUCGCCUGCUCCCAUGGCUUGUGUGGCAAACCUCAGCAGUGGGGUGGCAGCUACGGGAAAGGCAGUGCUGCAUCGAUCGGGAAGGUCCUUGACGAGUAUGUUGCCACUUGUGCUGCACAAGGCUUUAACUGGCAAUAUACAUUGCCACAAGGUCUUAGCGGAAACCGAUCCAAAAAAGAGAAGAGACGCCACAAGUCUUCUUCGAGUGACUCUUCAGUGUCCAGUUCUUCUUCUUCGGAGAAGAAAAAGAAGAAAAAGGGUUCGAAAAAAAAAACCAACAACAGUGCAGCUUUGUCAAAUUCCGACAUGGAAGAAUUGAUGGCUUUCAGGCGCCGUGCUGAGAUUGAGAAGAUCAGGGCUGAAGUGACAGCAAGCAUUGGCAUGGUUGAGCGCUCACCUAGCUCCCAUGACAAAGGGCGUGCCAAUCCCAAGCAAGUUUUCACACCGAAGACCAAAAAGCUGGUGGUAGCCCAAACCCGUGUCUUUGACAAGGACGGCCAAGUGCAAUCGUUGGUGCCGGUGCCCGAGAGCUGGGAACAAGUUGCAGAGCAGCUGUCCGGGCACCCGCUCCCACUCGUAAAACAGUUGCUGCAGCAGAUUAACCCCGACUCUACAGUGCCAAGAGGCAGGAAUGAGGUCGUGAAGCUAGUCAUGGCCGAAUUGCAGAACCGUGAAGACUGA